Cyclospora cayetanensis is the source of this 2985-nucleotide messenger RNA. RefSeq lists its product as uncharacterized. The coding region runs from base 1 to 2985 and encodes 994 amino acids. The transcript is spliced from 10 exons. Gene Ontology annotation, molecular function: ATP binding; ATP hydrolysis activity. Lineage: Eukaryota; Apicomplexa; Conoidasida; Eucoccidiorida; Eimeriidae. Gene Ontology annotation, cellular component: cytoplasm. The record is from RefSeq and is a predicted model, not a curated record.
AUGCACAGCACAGACCUUCAAGCUGCCCGCCAGAAAGCGCAGGCGGGAUCUCCUCUUGCAGAAUCCUUGGUUAUGACGCUGUCGCUGCAGCAUCCAACAGCAGCUGCAGCAGGGGGCAUGCUCUAUGCGUCAACCAAGACGCACAUCCAAGGCUUUGCCACUUAUGCAUUUCGUAACCAGUGGAGACGUUUGGUGGGCGCUCGGUUUGACCCCGCUGCAACAGCAGCAGCAAGGUCAGCCAGUGAAGCUGGAAGUGCUAGCCUCUUUGUUACCGUUGCUGCAUGCUCCCAUCACCUGCACAGACUUGGAGCUGCUAUUGCUGCAUGUCUGUGCUGGACCUGCUUCCCCGAAGGCGCAGCCUCCACAGCAGCCCAGCCUCCCGCUGCUUGGUGGGCUGAACUUCUUGACAGCAGUAUCCCCUGUAACAGGACCCCCAGCGGCACUAGCAGCAUAGACCGUGGUAACAAACGCAGCAAGGCGUGCGUGCUACGCGAAAGCCUCAGGCGUGUCGCUCGGCUGUCUCUCCUUUGCCGCUUCUUCUACGAUCAUCAGCCCCUGCAGUUUUCCCUUGGAGGCUUCUGCUGUAUAUGGACAGCGAGAGUUCGUACCAGGGAAGGCCCCCCGCCAUACCUGACGUGCUCCACACCAGCUCCGCAACCUCAGCAACUGCAGCACCCGCAAGAUCCGCAGCUGCUACUGCUCCAAAAAGAACUGGAAGCUAGCCAUCACCAGGAGCUCCUGUCUCGCCAGCAACAGCAGCUGUACAGAGUGACCCCAGAAACGAAGAUCAGGCUGUCUCUGCACCCGGAAGCCGAACUGUAUGCGCAGCAGAGGCAACAGUACAGCCAUCAGGAAGACUUGCAUCAGCAUGAAGAAAAUCCUACUGGCCUUCGACGGUUAGCAGCUGCGGCUGAUCCGGACUGCGGCAAGACGGCAGCGACAGCUGCCGCCUCUGCCGCAGCUGCAGGACUGGAAAGCACCACUUCAGAUGGUGAUGCAGCAGGAGCAUACUCUGAGCUGCUGUUUUCUGUCGUUUCUGGUAGCUGGCUGUCGAAUGCCAGCGGCUUCGGAAGUGAUUCCGAGACAGCGAAUCGCACGCACCAGCAACAGCCCCAUAAAAGGGUGAUUUUUGUGCCUUCAGAAGUCCAUUUGACGCAUGCAACAGAGCUUGUUGGGUCCGCUUUGGGGGAUACAGAGGAAAAUAUUCACCGCCUUUUUGAAGAGUGCUCCAGAAGGCGGGCUGAACGCAUGCAACGAGCAGCAUUAGCUGCUGCCACUGCUGGGGAGCAGCAAAAGGCAGACGAUUUUCGCCUUGUGGGGGGUAGGACGCUUUUGUUCAUUGAUGAAAUCGACUCUAUUUGUCCACACCGUGUCUCAGCCAGCGAGGCAGGACGCCGCCAGGUAGCAGCUCUUCUGUCUUGCAUGGACGGCUUGAACAGUGACCCCUCCAUUUUUGUAGUUGGAGCCACAAAUCACCGAGAGGCAAUUGACGAGGCCGUGCGAAGGGCGGGCAGGCUGGAGCUUGAGAUAGAGCUAAGCGUUCCUUCGGCAGGGGAGAGGCUCUCAAUGCUGCGCAAGAUGCUGAGCCAAAGGCCUCAUUGCCUCUCGGAGCCCGACAUAAAGGAGGUCGCCGACAAUUGCCAAGCCUUCGUGGCUGCAGACAUGGCCUUGCUGAUGCGAACGGCUACCACCUCUGCUUUGAGGCAGAGCCUCAUCCAUAUGCAGCAGCUGCAACAAACGGGGCAGGAGCAAGAGCAACAGGAGCAGAGGCAGAAAAUCUUGCUGCUUUCCCCGGCACAUUUCAAGGCGGCGUUGCGACUAGUACGUCCCUCUGGUCUGAAAGGGGUGGCUUGUGAGGUGCCUCGCGUCCGCUGGGGGGAUAUCGGGGGAUACGAGGCGGCGAAGCGGCAGCUCUCUGAGUGCGUGGAGUGGCCGCUAGCUUAUGGGGAGAUGUUCUCCAGACUCAGACUGCAGCCUCCGAAGGGCAUCCUGCUGUACGGACCGCCAGGCUGCAGCAAAACUAUGCUGGCCAAAGCAGUAGCGACUGAAAGCAAGAUGAAUUUCGUCUCAGUUAAAGGUCCUGAGCUAUUUUCAAAGUGGGUUGGGGAGUCCGAGAAGGCUGUUCGUGAUUUGUUUAGGAGGGCACGACAAAAUGCUCCGUGCAUAAUUUUUUUCGACGAGAUCGAUGCAUUGGGGGUGGAUAGGGAGAAGGGCGAUGCCUCCGGUGUAGAGACUCGUGUAUUGUCGCAGCUUUUAACUGAAAUGGAUGGAAUCGGCCCUCACGCUUCAAUAGUGGUAUUAGCAGCAACAAACCGACCCGACCUGCUGGACGCCGCACUGAUGCGCCCCGGAAGGCUGGACAGGCUGGUAUAUGUCCAGCUGCCUGAUGAAGACGCGAGACUGCAGAUAGCACUGAACGUACUUCGGCAUGUGCCUGUACACCCUACUUGUCUUGCUGCUGCUAUGGAGGAUCCGGAGGUAGCCGCACGCAUAGCAGCACUGGCGCAAGACCGAUACAGAUCAGAUGAAUGCGCUGGUGCAACCCAUAAGCGAGGGGACGGGCUGACACAGGAGCCAGAAAAGCCGCAGGAAGAGCAGCAAGGUGUCCCUGUUACAGCAACCCUGGCGCUUGCGUGCUGGCUCAGCGCACGUACGGAGGGAUAUAGCGGGGCAGAGAUUACUAUGAUUUGUAAAGAAGGAGCAUUAGAUUCCAUUAGAGAACACAUUACUCGCUGUAAAGAGACAUCGCAGCAGCAGCAGCAACUGGAGGAAGAACUACUGACACUCCAACUACGACAUAUACAGGCGGCGUUGCAGCGCGUGAAGCCCCGCACCCCACAGUCGCUGCUCCAGCUGUACGAACACUACAACAACAAGACGCAUGGGGCAGCUUCUUCGCCGUCACCAGCAGUGACGCCGACACCGCACUCUAUCUCUGCUGGAGCGCAGCCAGGGACGUCUUCUAUACUAGGUCAAGGGAAGUAG